UAUGUCUUCACUGUCCCUUUAGGCUCGCGCAACACGUUAGCUGAUUAGUUGUGUGAGUUUUUGUGAGAGAAGACGGGAUUUUAACGAGGUUUUGUCCUAAAAACAGUAUAGAUACGAGGUUGCCUGGGUUCAAAUACAUGUUAUAAAGGUAUAAACAUUGUAAAACUGAGAUGGAGGACGUUCUUAUUAAUGUGAAAGGUCUGGCAGAGAGUCUUCUUAACAGACAGAGUGAUGACAGUGUGAACGACUUGAUUGAGACGCUGUUUGAAAAAGUUCAGUCGCUUGAGAAACCCACUAAAAUUCAAGAUACAGAGGUUGAAGAAUGUGCUAUUCAGUUGUGGAACUGGGCUGUGACCAAAAAUAUUGGUUCUGUUAUUAGUGAGCAACAAAAAGCCAAAGUGCGUCUUGUGGCCUGCAAACUCCUGUAUGUGUGUGAAACCGAGGAACCACCUGAGAAUGUUAUUCGCAAACAGAUUAUGAUGGCCAGUAAGACAGGGAGAACAUGGCUUGAUUGUAAAAACCCUAAGCUUGCCGAUGACUUUUUAAAACUUGCAGUCAGUAGUCUGGAGACUCUUUACUGCAGACUAACAUCCCAUGGAGCUGGUGUUUCUGAUACCAACACACCGAAAGGAGAUGUAGAGAAAGAUCUUCUGCGUGUUCUCUCUUAUCAAGCAGAAUCUGCAGUUGCUCAAGAGAAUCACCAGGAGGCAGUGUCCUGCAUGCAGCGGUGUAAAGAGAUGCUUCUUAGGCUUCCUAAGGAGACUGGCUAUUUGUCUCUCAUCUGCUACAACUUCGGAGUGGAAACAUAUAAUCAAAAGAAGCUUGAAGAAAGCUCUUUUUGGCUCAGUCAGAGCUAUGACAUAGGGAAGAUGAAUCCCAAGUACUCCCCUGGGCCAGAAAUGCAAGCCAAAGUCUUGAGACUCCUUGCUACUGUCUAUUUGGAAUUAGACUGUCAGAAGUACCAGGAGAAAGCUCUUCAUGCUGUGAGCCUGGCUAAUAAGGAAUUCUUUCACCCAUCUGGCCUUUAUCUAAAAAUCCGUAUUUUAGUAAAGAGUAAAGCAUCAGAUGAAGUGGUCAAAUCUGGAUUAACUGAGCUACUCGACUCUGAUGUUGUUCUGGAUGUAUGUCUGAGCACAGCAAAACUGCUAAUGGCAGAGGACAGAGAAACCCUGGCCUUUGACUUCCUGAAGAGGAUGUGUCAGCAUUUUGAGUCAUCUCCUGAGCUGGGCUCGGUACUCCUGUUGCAUAUUGAGCUGCUUCUGCAGAAAGGCAAAGAGCUGCUAGGCAAGCAGAAAAUUGAGGAUGCAAUCACAGGUCAUUAUUCAGGCAGACAGUUAUCACAACACAAUCUGAAUUCCCUGCAUCUCCUUUUGUGGGAUAAAGCUUCGAAAAACUUUGAGGCUAAAAACUACUCAGAGGCUCUGCAGUGGUACAACUACUCACUAAGUUUUUAUAAGGCUGGACAACUCGAUCAAAACCUGGCAAAAUUGCAAAGGAAUCGAGCUUCCUGCUUUCUUCACUUACAGCAGCUUGAUAAAGCAAAGGAAGCAAUUUCGGAUGCUGCCAAUAGCGAUCCAAACAACAUCUUCACACAUUUUAGUAUCUACAAGAUUGCUGUUCUGGAGAAAAAUGUAGAGAAGGCUGCUGAGGCUGUGAGAGAGAUAAGUGUUCUGGCCCAGUCACCUGUGACCACUGAGGACACGAUUCUUGUGACUGAAAAUGCAGCAGCCAACAUUCUCAGCUUGGCAGCUCAGAUUGCCUUAGAGAAUGAGCAACAGGAGACCGCCAUGAAAGCCCUGGAGAGCCUGUGUGAACACUCACAAGAUGUAGCACAAGUGCUCACUGCCCUCAGGUGUUUAGUUCGACUUGUGCUAUCAACAAUAGAAAUGGCACAGGGAGAAAAGAGGGAUACCAGUUUAGAUGUUCUCCUGUCAUAUCUAAAGAUGGCACUUCAGAAUGUGUCCCACCUCAUGCAAGUUCCUGGCCAUGGAGCUGACCAGUGUUCUGAGGAGGCCAACUGGUUCAGGAGGAUAGCGUGGAACACAGCCCUGCUGUGUGAGAGUAGCCCUGUUAGAAUGAGGGAUUUUUUUGUCCUCUCCUACCAGCUGUCACGGCUCUGUGCCCCAGGCAGAGGUGUGUUGAUGGGUCAGAAAACAUGUUUGCUAAUGGCUGCUGCUGCCAGUCUGGAGAUCUGCAGGAUGUCUCCUCAGUCUGAACAACAGACUGAAAUCCUGACUCAAGCUUUAGAACACAUUCAGAUCUGCUGGGAAGUAUGGAGAGCUUUAAAAACUACAGGUGAAUCUUCUAAAGAUCCAACCGAAACCUUGUUACUCUUGUAUGAGUUUGAGGCUCGGGCCAAGCUGAAUGACUCCAAGCUGGAGUCUGUGCUCGAGUGUGUUCUGGAGCUUGAUAACAUUGACACCAAAAUGCUGGAGACAAUUGCAGCAUUAGCUAUGGAACCUCCUGCCCAUUUCCCAGGGCUGUGUAAAAAAGCUUUGAGGAUCGCCCUUUCUCUGCACAGACAAGGCCCACAUGCAGACUUGUCACGUUGCAGCAACUGCCUACACAGUCUUAUCCAGCUGUCUCUGCCCAGUGGAGUGUGUGAAGUGGAACCCCGCGUGUUAGAGGAAGUGUGGGGUUACUAUGAAGAAGCCUUGUCCAUCAUUGCCGCCACACCAGAAGACUUUCCCGAACUGGAGGUCCUGUGGCUUUUGACACGAGCGUGGAACACAGGGAUCCUGCUGUACAGUCUGGCUCAGUACCCUGAAGCAGAGAAAUGGUGCGGCUUGGGGAUGAGGUUCCUGCGCCACCUGGGCUCUUUGCAGGAGAGCUAUCACACUCAGAUGACUGGUCUGUAUAGUGAGGUGCUGGACAGGUUGGACAAAGCCAAGAAGAGUAUCAUAAUGGAGGAAUAAACAUCUUUUUAGGCUUAUGUUGUUUUUGAGUUCAGUAGGUGACAUUUCUGUAACACUAGAAAAUGUAAGUUUUUUGCUGUUCAGUUCUAUUUUUGUAGUUUGUGGUUUUGCCAAAUUCUAAUAUCACUUUACUGAUAAAAAAUAACCCAUUCAAUCUUAACAGAACCACAGAUUUUAUUAUUUCCAAACAAAUAAACUCUUGUCCAGUCCAAAAAAAGAAACAAAAAGAAAAAAAUAUAAAUAAAAUAUAAUAAACAAAAAAAAUCUAGGACUGUGUUCCCUCCUGACCAGGAUAUAAGACUUAUUUUCCUUGUGUCCUGAUAGAUUUCUACCAUUUGUAUUCACAGGGAGGACACCACUGUACAAUCAGUUCAUAUUUGCAAGCACUUACUGCACAUGUGCUUUCACAUCAACAACUAAUCAUCACCCAAAACGACAAACCAGAACCCCUGUGCCCCACCCGUCAACAAGUUUAUUUCAUCACUUCUCUAGGGAAUAGACACCCUCAUCAACACACUGGGAACCAUUCAGAUUCAGUGGAUGAUUCGAUAACCUCAAUAGAAAGAGUACAAUGAAUGAAAAUUCUUUGGGCUUUACUGACAUGGCUGACUGACAUCAGACACAUUAACAGUCAGCUGUGUUUUUUUUUUCCACUUGACACCAGAGAGGACCAUUUCUACACUAAAUGAGUUUGUUAUGCUCCUGGUUAACUUUAUGUC
Molecule: messenger RNA, 3634 nt
Organism: Astyanax mexicanus (Mexican tetra)
Lineage: Eukaryota; Metazoa; Chordata; Actinopteri; Characiformes; Acestrorhamphidae
Gene: tex11
Product: testis expressed 11
Exons: 29
Coding region: 171-2915 (914 amino acids)
Biological process (GO): meiotic cell cycle
Molecular function (GO): protein binding
Source: RefSeq, a predicted model, not a curated record